UUAUCAUUGGGAAUCAUUUUUUUGUCUCAUUCUACGGUGUGUGUGCAGAGCAUCUCUGAACCGGCAUGCUCAGUCUUCCAAAAGCUCAAAGAGUACGCCCAUCGCUCUCCUCACUCUCUCUCCAUCUCUCACUCUCACACGCACACGCACACACACAACACCAGCUCUCCCACCUUCACACACACACACGUGCUCAGAGUCACACACGCGCAGUGUUGUCAAAAGCGCCGCUGCUGGACCUUAGCCAUCUCGCGAAGGAGGUUCCGGCGGAGGCAAGAGAGAGCCAGAGUGAGACAAAGGAGAGUAGGACGGGAGAAGGCGAGGAACGAAUAGGAGAGAAGAGGACCGGCUUGAGGAAGGAGAGACACAGCGCUUUGUGAAGAAGAGAAAGCGAGGAACGGGAGGAGGGAGGAGUGGAGAGGAGGAAAAAAAAAAGAGAGGAGGGGGAACAGGAAACGCAAUCACUUUCAGCUGCAGCCGUCCGUGUCGCAGCAUGGGCAAUGCACCAUCCCAAGGCAUGUUGAACCCUCUCUCUAUGCAUGUUUAUGUAGCAGGUAUUUCCUUUGGUUCCGAGUGCCAUGCCAUCUAACCAGCUGGCUGUCCUCCUGCUACACUUUGUGGAGGCAGGAGGCGGGGGGCUGAGGGGGCUGGGCUAGAGAGCAGCAUCGCCUGAGGAGAGUGAUGCUGCUAGAUGGUAUCAGGUAGUAGGUUAGCAGUAAGGUGUAAGGAGUGAGGCUGCUUAAUGAAGACCAGGUGGUAUGAAAAAAAGGAAGAAAAACACUGGGUGGAGGCACCAUGUGUGAGAGCAGCAACAAAUGGUGGAGAGCAGAAGUAGCACUAGAGAAGCAGGUGGUGUCAGUGGGUGUGAUCGUGUGUAAGGAAGAGAGAGGGACUUGUGACAGAUUUUUGGUUUUUUUAUGUGUAGAUAAGAGCAAAGUGUGAGGAUUCAUGUUGUGGUUGCAGCUGCUGCUGUCAACCAGAUGGAAAACCUUUGGGAAUUGAAGUGCUCCGAUGGGCAUGUGUGGGCGUGAAAAAAUAAAAUACAGAAAAGACAAAAUAAUAUUGUGAAUUUCAAAAGAAAGUAAGGGUUUUUGCCUUGUAAUAAAAGUGUAUUAUAAAUGGAUGAAUGGGUGGGUCUAUCUUUAAAGAGAUGCUCUGGCUUUUCCCCUGAGAACUCAAUCCAACCUCUUAUCUUCAAUUCCCUAUUUUUUUUUUCUUUUAAUCUCAAAGGAAGUUUUUCAACAUUUAAAACCUUGUUGAAAAUUACUUCCUGGACAGAACCAAGGAAAAUCUCAGCAGAAUGAGUAAAAUUAUAUUAUGAAGCAGGAGUAAACAUGUUGAAGUUAAAUUUAAGAAUGUGAGCUUAAUUCAUUGGAAAACACCUUCACUUAAGACAUAAUUAGAGGUGGAGUGAAGACUUUUCAGAGGAAAAUUCAGCAUCACAUGGCUCAGGGAAUUUAUCCACAUUAAUUUCACUCUCUUACUUCUUUCCCUCCCCUCACCUUUUUCCUUCCUCCCCUCCUCUUUCAUCCCUGGCUUGCUGCUCACUGAGGGACAGUCUCGUAGCCGGUAUUUAGAAGGGAAGCGAGACAAAAGAGAGAAGUCAUGAAAGACGGGGAGAGAAUGAAAGGAGGCUCAAAAGAACAGAAGAUAAAAAAAUGGUUUACUCGUAAAUGGACGGCCAACGCUGGGGCCUGUUAUCCUAAGCAAGAUCCCGAGCGUGGCGGCAGUCACAUGAUCUCCACAGAUGACCUGGAGUAUCCACGAGAGUACAGGACGCUGGGGAACAGCGGCCGGCGUUUCUCCAAUGUCGGCUUGGUGCACACAUCUGAGCACCGCCACACUGUCAGCGCUGCACAGAGUCUGGAGGCCCUGACCAACCUGCAUAAGGCUGACAUGGAACGGAAGAGGGACGCCUUCAUGGAUCACCUGAAGAGUAAAUAUCAACAGCAACAGCAGCAGCAGCAGCAGCAGCAGCUGCAGCAUCCGCACCACAGCCCCCACCACAACCCACCAUCACCCUCACCAUCCCAUGCCAGCAUGAGGGGCUCCUCGGAUCGAUCUGCUAGAGAACAGCAACAGCCCAACUACUGGAGCUUCAAGCAGAGUCGCAGUCCACGCCAUUCCCAGUCUACCCAGUCCGGGCUUGCAGACCAGGCUGCCAAGCUUUCUUUUGCCUCUGCCGAAUCCCUGGAGACAAUGUCAGAAGCAGACAUGCCCCUUGGGUUCAACCGAAUGAACCGAUUCCGCCAGAGCCUGCCGCUGUCUCGUUCUGCCAGCCAGAAUAAGCUAAGAUCUCCAGAUGAAUUUUCAGGCGUGCUCUUCCUGCAGUAUGGAGAUGAGACACGCCGGGUUCACAUCACCCACGAGCUGAGCAGCAUGGACACGUUGCACGCUCUCAUCGUGCACAUGUUCCCUCAGAAGUUGACGGCGGGAAUGCUGAAGUCACCCAACACGGCAAUCCUAAUCAAAGAUGAGGCCCGAAAUGUCUUCUAUGAGCUGGAGGACGUCCGGGAUAUUCAGGACCGGAGCAUCAUCAAGAUUUACCGCAAAGAACCCAUCUAUGCUUCUUACCCUGCAGCUGCACACCUGGCUAACGGAGACCUGCGGAGAGAAAUGGUUUACUCAUCUCGGGAAUCUUCCCCAACACGUCGCCUCAACACUCUUCCUUCCUCUUCAACCUCGGCACCCUCUGGCUCUCCGUCUCGCUCUCGCCUCUCAUACAGCGGGGGUCGUACUCCCUCCUUCUCCGGAAACCAUCCUCAACAUGAGCAACCCAGACAUUCCCACCAUCCUCCAGGUGGCCAUGGGGCCAACAUGGGUCUGUCUCCAUCACCAAGUGCCAUCUUGGAGCGCCGUGAUGUCAAGCCAGAUGAAGAAGUUUCUGCAAAAAAGCUGGCUCUCAUGAAAAAUGAGGCACUUUAUGCUGAUCCCUACAGUUUGAUGAACGAGGGUCGCCUCAGCAUUGCCUCCACCCAGUCUUUGGCUGCCAUUGGAGACCCUUUCAGCUACCCUGUUACCACUGGCCUCUAUCGGCGAGGGUCUGUACGCUCUCUUAGCACCUACUCUGCCGCUGCUCUUCAGGGAGACCUGGAGGACUCAUUCUACAAGCCUGGAGGUUCACUAUACUCGGACACGUACUCCUCUGCAACCCUGGGAAUGGGGUUCCGCAUGCCGCCCUCGUCCCCACAAAAAAUUCCUGACAUGCAGCUGAGGGACUCGUAUUCCACUUCACCACGACCCUCGCCUGUCAGGCAGACUUUCCGGAAAGACUCUGCCUCCUCAUCUGUGUUUGUGGAGAGUCCAAAGUCGAGGCCCAGCUCCAGUUCAGAGCCCGGUUUUGGUCCUUCUUUAUCUGGACAAGACGCAGACACCAGCAGGGACCACCGCCUGGAGCGUAUGGAGGCCAUGGAGAAGCAAAUAGCCAGCCUGACUGGCCUUGUGCAGAGUGUACUGACCAGGGCACCAGACAGCGACAGCACAUGCGGCCUACUGCGUCUCUGCAUGAUGGCGGGAUGCCCUCCGGACCAAGGCACGGAGUUUUCACGGCCAUUACCUUUCUCUUCCAGCGAGAAGACCGAAACUAACAGUGACGGCUCCGCCACUGGAACUGGACGUCAAAAGAAGAAAGCAGCCAAUACACCGUCAGCACCUUUAGCUUUGAUGCCACCACCACCAUCUAACACAACCCUGGUGAACAGUGUGGGUCGCCUGCAGAUGAAACUCCAUCUGCAUGGUCUGCAGCAAAAUGCCACCGACCUCCGCAAACAGCUCGGCCAGCUUCGCAAGAUGCAGAUGGAGAACCAGGAUUCCGUGCGAACUCUGCUGAAGCGGACAGAGGCUGAGCUGAACGUACGUGUAGCAGAUGCCCUGCGGAAGCAAGAAGAUCCUUUGCAGAGACAACGCCUCCUUGUGGAGGAGGAAAGACUCAAGUACCUCAAUGAAGAAGAACUCAUCAUCCAGCAGCUCCAUGACCUGGAGAAAUCAGUGGAGGAGAUCCAGAAGGAGUCGUCUGUCAACCACAAGCUGGUGACGGUGCAGGAGCUGGAGGAGAAGGCUACAGUUCUGAGAAAGCUGGGAGAAACACUCACAGAGUUGAAAAAUCAAUUCCCGAGCCUGCAGAGCAAGAUGCGGGUGGUGCUGCGGGUGGAGGUAGAAGCUGUGAAAUUCCUCAAAGAAGAACCGCACAGACUAGAUGCCCUGUUAAAACGCUGCAAGACUAUAACUGACACCCUCGCCACAAUGCGCAAGCAAGCAAAUGAAGGGGUUUGGAAAAAGCAGGACAACUUUUCUAGCCCCUCAUCAAAGCACAAUGACGACUUGCAAAAAUUUUCAAGUUUUGACAUUCCUACCAGUCCACCGCUAACUAUCAAUGACAUUGGAGGAGGUAACAGCUUGUCUAACUGGAACCCUCACUCAAGCCUCAGCCGUAGUCUCGGAAACCCAUCCGGUCCUCAUAAGGACAAUUAUCCUCCUGUUCCUCACAAAGGCAAAGCCCUAGAGGAGUUGGAGCGGCGUGCUGCCGCUGACAAAGCUUUAUCAAUGGAAGUCCGACUGGCAGCAGAGCGGGACUGGGAGGAGAAGCGGGCCAGUCUUACACAGUACAGUGCUCAGGACAUCAACCGCUUGCUGGAGGAGACCCAGGCCGAGCUGAUGAAGGCUAUUCCAGACCUGGACUUUGCUGCCAAGCAGAUCAAGCCCUCUUCCAACACACCAUCAGUCCAGAACCCUCAGAGUGCGGCGUCAACAACAGAGCACCGCAGUAGCAAGCCACAAAACAAGCUUUCAGCAAAAGAGGGGGGAUCCAGGCGUGGCUCUGAUGAGUUGACAGUACCACGAUAUCGCACAGAAAAACCGUCCAAGUCUCCUCCUCCUCCUCCGCCUAGGCGUAGUUUCCCUUCAUCUCCAGGAGUGACAUCUCGCAGUGGAGAGCCAUUAAUUCCUGGAAAAAGCAUAAAGAAAUCAGAAUCUGAAGAGAAUGACACUCAAAAGCCUCACAUAAAACUGAGAAGGACCAUGUCAGAAAACCCUCGCCCUGCAUCGACACCCCCGACGCUCGCUUCUGGAGAGAAGGAACAAGGAGAGGAGGAAAAGAUUGCUGCCGAGCUUGAGGGUGGGAAUAAUCCCAGCAUUGGUAAAAUUCAUUCCUCAGCUGCCUCAAAGCUGAAGCACCUGCAGCAAAAUAGCACAGAGAAGACUAAAGGUGGCAAGAAAGAGGACUUACAGAAGAUGCAGAGCUUGCAACAGCAGUGAGCGACCUGUCCCCUCAUCCAGCCUCUUCAGUCUCCUCCUCCUUUUCACGUGACUACAAAGAUGCACACUUAUUUGCCCACUUUACUUAACCAGCUCCUUUUACAUCUCUAGUAUUCAGUCCAAGUUGUGCUUAGACGGGUGUGAGUGUGUUUGUUUGUGCAAGCAUGUAUGCUUGCACAGGUGUGUUUGAAUGCCCUGGUGAAGGAAAUUGCUACAGGGAACACUGCCCAGCCACAACCAAUUUUAGAACUUUUAAAUUUUUCAUAAUUUCCCACUUCAGCCCCCUGAAAACCUCAUCUCUCUGUGCUCCUCCUUCACCCCCUCCUGUCUUCUGUGUCCCUGCUCUACUCCAAGGCCUUGGGGAUCAACCGUGCUGGAACCACUGAACCGUAUUUGAAAGCGAGCAUUUUUUUAGGCCGAAUGCCUACUCCUGCAGCAGCUUUUGCACCUGGUUUGAGAAUGCCCCCCCAUGAGGGGAUACCCUCCCUGACAGUCUCCUCCAGCCAAGCAAAGGCGCUCCUAGCGAGUCUGUCAGCCUCCGGCCUCUGCACCGAGGCUCUGCUCCUUUCUUCCGCUCUACGUCAACGCCGCCUUCUCCGGGAGCAGAGAGCAUCAUCUUCUCUUCCCAGCAGCCUGCCCUCCACCCCUACAUCUUCCUCUUCUCCCACAACCCCUACUCCAUCCCUGUCUCCUUCCUCUCCCACACCUUUUGGUUCCUUUACCUUCUCCUCUGGGGUUGUCAAACCCACCAGAAGGAAGACUUGAUGGCCCCCAACAACUCAGCAACAGCAAGGAUGGUGACAACUCUUAGUAAAGAGUAAUAGGAGGAGGAGGACAUGGAAGAAUAUCAUUCUAAAAUUAUCUUGUCACAUAUUUCCUUUCAGGAUUCUGUAGAUGCAUAUUUUCUUCAUUUUUUUUCUUACUAAUGUUGAAUACACCAGACUGGAUGCUUCAUAUUCUCACUCCUUUUUCUUUUUUGGACAAGUUUCCUUCUCUCGUCUGGCUGCAUGGUCUCCCACGCAGUCCUUUUGCCAGAUUCCCCAACAGAGUGCACACAAACAGGCCAGGCCUCGCUUUUCCACCAGCUGUCUGCUACAAGGUUGGUGUGGUUGGACAUGUUCUCAUUUAGUGAGCUGUCCGUGGUAUAGUUUCCAUAACUAGACUGUGUGUAUGAAAGUAGAGUCGCAAUAAUCACCAAGUGAGUCCAGUAGUUACAUAUGUUUAGGAUAAUGUUGCUCUUUUUUACCUGCAUAACCUUGCAGAAUAAAUCUGCUGAGAAAAUAAGAAAAAAGACAGAUGUAAUGAAUUUGGUUUUGAACUGUUUGUUGCAAAAAGGGCAUUCUUUUCUUUUCUUGCAUCAACCAACUUUUAGAUUUUAAAUUGGUGCUAUAUUUUGCCUUCUGUUAGAACUCACAGAGUUUACAUAAUUGCUCUUCCUCCUCUGCACAUUCCUUUGGGUUUCUAAUUUAAUGUUGCGGUUCAAAUUUUGUAUGUAUCUCUGCAAAUGAAACUCAUGCAUCUAUCAUUGUUAACAUUUCUAGCCUUUUUAAUCUGUUGGGAACAAGAAUAUUGCAGCAUUAUUCACAAAAGCACACUGUUACGAGCAGCCAUGAAUCUUCAUAUUUCUGUUUGAUAUAAAGCAAGGAGACAAAGUUACACUGAAAGAAGGGGAAAUACAAAGGAGGCUCUAUAUAACCAAUGUGGAUUUACUGUGUGUGUGGUGUAACUAGUUAAUUGACAAUCAGGAUGUCUUCACUGUAACAUCUCACAGGUUUCCCAUCCCAAAGACUCAAGCACGCCCUUGUAAAGCUAAGCUGUACAGCACAGACACAAUGUGUGUGUAAUAGUUUUAUUUCAUUUUGUUAAUCUUAUACAAAUCUAUACUGCCCCUCGGAUGAAACUGAUCACAGCGAUCAGAACAUUUCACCCAAAUAAAAUAGUUUCCCAUUGAUAUGGUUACUUCAGGAUUAUCUGCCAAAAAGCACCCAUAUUUUAUCAUACUGUAGUUUGUACUUUAUCUUUGACUCCAAAGAGGUGGUAGCACUUAAUUACUGUUUGAAAUGUAUUUUUAAAAAAUACGUUUAAUCAGCACAUGUUUAGAAAUUAUGUAUUUCUUGGCGCUUGUGAGGGAGUCAGAGAUUAUAAAAUGUAAAGAAAGCACAGUUCAGUCUCAAAACACAAGAUCCCUCAUUAGCUUAGUUAUCAAAUAUGUUAGGAGGCUUUAAAAUGUUAAUUUACUGAAAAUGAGUGAAAUAGGAACAAUAUAACUUUACAAUUAUUUUAUUUCAAAAAAUAUGAAUACAAGAGUCUUUUCAAACUAGCAUUUAGACACAAAAAAGGACUGGAGAACCUUUUGCCAAGAACAUCGAUCUAGUGUACAUGUUAUUGUAAACGGGUGUGAAGGUAUUAUUGAUGUUAAACAAUAUACAGAUGCAUCACAAUAAGUGAAACUCAUAUAAAAACAUUAGAGAAAGUAAAAUGUAUCUGACUAUUAUUUCUGUUAAUUUUGAUAAUUUUGGCUUACAGCAAUAAAAAUCCCCAAUUUUAGACAGUUGGAAUGAAACAAAAGACACAGAACAGAGUCAGUCAGAGUUAGUCUUAAGAGAACUUUGAAGCAAAUCCCAUUUAAGUGUUUUAUGGAGAUUCACUUGGUGGUGUGGACUUCACUGGAGUCAUCACAUGUCCAGAAAUUUCUCUAGUCACUUUAAUCCAGAACUACAGACAUAAUCUUCUUCUUAGAAAAAAAAAGACCUGGCUGUUGUUCGGCUGUCCAAUGUCCUACUUCACAUCAAAGUCAGCUAUCUUCUUAAUGGAUAUUGGUCCAUUAUGUAGUUAUCAAGUCAAAGCCAGCACAGCCAUCAUCUGUAUCACAGCAUUUUAUAUGAAAGAGUGAAUUGAAUUUUGGGGUUUUUAAUAGCUGCUAACCAUACCAAGAUUAACAGAACUAUACACUUCAAUACACUUUAAUAAAUUUUUAUGAGUUUCACUUUUUAAACUGAAUUACUGAAAUUUAUUUACAUUUACAUGAUAUUGUUAUAACAGAGAUGUGCCUGUAUUAAAUGAUUUUCGAUGUCUGCAAGUUGAUGCGAAAUUUUAAAUCAUGCUUAUGAAGGAAGACUUUGUGCUAAAUUGGUUUGUUGCCAUCAGAAAGGAAUUUUUGUUUAGUUGUUGCAGUAAUCAUAAAUUAUUAUUCCAUUUUAUUCUUACUAAGGCACAUGAUAGGUAUUUGUCAAAUAACCUGAAUUAGUUGCAAAAAAUGUCAACUACUUCAAUAUAGGUAAUGUCUUUAUUACUUCUGAAGCUCAAAUCACAAUAUUAAAAUUAUUUGUAAAUUUAAUAAUUAUGGUAAUUUCCUUUUUUUUUGUCUCAAACUUUUUGGGAACAAGGGUUUAAUGCAUGCAUUAACUCUAAUGAGCACAAAUAUAUAAAUUACACAGUUCAUCAGUCUAGUUUUGACUUUCACUAUCUUGGGUGGCUGGUGUUUCUCUGGCUGCUGUUUAUUUACAACAAAUCACAGUGGGGGAGUUUUUCUAAUGUAGAUCCUUCAUAAUGAACCAUUCCAUAGCUAUAGGAUCUUUGUGUUUGCUUGAAAGCUGCCUUGCUGUUUGUUGACAAGGUUAAACGGACAGUUGCACUUUCCUUCUGUUCUCCGGAAUGGCUCAAAGAAACUGAUCCUCUUGGGCAUUGAGAUUAACACAUGUGCAAAGGCGGCUCGUGUCAGAGAGUAGGCGGCGUGAGGAGCGAGGAUUAGUUUGAGGACAUGAGUUUGAAGGCUAUUUUAAUAAGGCCAGCGUUGACUCGCCCCGUCUCCAUGGAGAGCGCUGGAAUGAAAGAAUAAGUGUCAGUCGGAGACAGUAUUCGGCUGCUUGUUCCCCCUUGCUCUCAGUUUGCGUUCUUUUUGUGUGCGGUCUGUUAAAAUCGGUUAGCUUCAGGUUAAGGUGGUAUGAUUUCUGAUGAGGUUCAGUUCUAAGCAAGAUGUGCAAUAUGUAUUUAGCACUCUUACUCUUUUACCAAGGUAUUCCUCUUUGCCUUUGUCAUAUUUAUGCCUGUUUGUCUCCAAGGACCUGCAAUGUUUUUUCCUGGUGCCUGAAUGAUCUUGCAAGCAGCACUGACAGAAUAACACUUUUACCCAAAUAAGAGCUUCAGAAACCUGGUUUGGUUCCUGUUUUUUUUUUUUAUUGUUUGUUUGUUUUGUUUUAAAGAAAAUUGAAAACUGCUUGAAAGCACAAAUGUGCGAGCUCACAGCCUCAUUGUUAGUGCAUUCUGGAUCUGUAAGGAAGAUUCCAGCUGAGUUGAAUAGAGGAAAGGAAAUCCUUAAAGCAGUAACUUUCCUAUGUGGUAUUUUAGCCUAAGUGAAACCAGAGAAUCAUAUUAAAAUGCCUCCUGGACUUUUUUGUUGCUCAAAACAAGUGUUAGUGGGCUGUGAUUUCAACAGGCUUGGGGGCAUGUUGAGCACACUCUGGCAAUCAGAAAAAAAAACCAUGCAAACUUGAAACUAAACAUAGGAGAACUAUACAUAUAUAAAUAUAUCUAAGUGAGAUGUUUGUGUAUGAUAUAAUUGUGAAAAAAAAUGUGAAUAUAUACAUAAAUAUUUAGGCCUAGAUUAAGUUCUAUACUGUAAAAUGUCCUCAUAUCUUCUGAUUUAUAUAUUAGUGACCAUUUUGUACAAAUUUUUCUUUUUUAAUUCAUUCAGAGAUAUUACAUUUCACACUAAGAUUAUUUAUUCAUAUGCAGAACAUUUUUAUAUUGUUUAAAAUAGCUGUGUAGAUAACUGUUAGGCGCUGUAAUAUACUUUAAAGUUAAUUUUGAAAUUCUAGGGUUUUCUUUACAAAUAAUGAGUUGAGCUUUAUGUAAUUAUGACGAUUUAAAAAGCUUUUCCCUGAAAAUACUCGUCCAGCUUGUCUGCACAUUUGCCUCCUACUGUUAAAGUGUGAGAGGCUGGACCAGUGCCUGUUAGUAGGGGCUUAUUUUGCUACUAGGUCUGGGUUAUUUUGUACGUGUUUUUCUUUUUCUCAUUUUAUUCUGCCAUUCUGUAUUUGUGAUCUAAAUGGUAUUAGUGACACUGGAGAUGGUCAAAAACACAGAAAAUGUAGUACUUACUGUGACACAAUUCCAAAGGCUUCAAAAGAGGUCUUGCUGCUUUGACUGAAGCAAGUUACUUGGCUUUAAUUCUCUUUAUUUUACUCUCUUUUUUUUUUUGUUUGCAUGUUAAUUGAGAUGGCAGGAAUGUGGAUUAAAAGGUUUAGAGACUAUAAGUGUACAUUAUGUUGCUUAUACUGCUCCUGUUUGUGGCUUUAAGUAGCGUUUAAGCUAAACUUUUAAAAUGGUAAAAGACAGAUUUAUUAACGAAUCAUGUGGAGAACUAUGAAGUCUAUGAUUUUGCAUUUGUAUUUCUUUUCUGAUGCUUAAUCUACAUUCUUUAGUAUGUAUCUGAGAUUUUUACUUGAAUGUGUGGAUGUUCAAAAAUCUUGGCAUCAAACAUAAAUAAAAAAUAAUAACAAAAUUGACUUGUAAAUAGGUUGAGUCAUAGAGAGUUCACUGGAUUAUGUCCAAAAGAUAAUCUUUUAUUAUAAACUAUGAUGAUGGAUACAAAGGUAUAUACAAAAACAAUGCAUGUAUAGUCUCAAGCAAACGCACGGUGCAGUUUAGAAAAAAAAAAAGAAGUUACGUACAGUUCAUGUUUUCUCAAAGUUAUAAGAAACAGUCAGAGAAGUGGGUAUAUAUGUUUGAGGUUUACAACCAGAAACGAUGCAUUAUUUUAGUAUGUGUGACACGGGCAUGUUCAGUCUUACUGUGAAGUUACGUAAUGACGAUAGUGACUGGGAGUGUUGAACAUCCAGGGAUCAGAAGGCUUGAACGCACCUCAACAUGAGAAAUCAGCUACGAUUCUCCCAUUUGUAGAGUAGUGUGACAUAAGAACAAAAAUAACUACAGAAAAUAGAUCAAUUAUAUGAGAUAUAUAAAAUUUAAAUGCCUACUGAAACUGGAGAUAAUUUUAUCAGUGUGGAUGCCAUGAUAUUUUGUGAGAACUGUGUGUUUGUUUGUUUUUUUUCUGUGAGAAGACAGCAGGCACCUGAACCUGCCUUCUUUUGUACAUAAUUUGCUGUGAUUGUGUGUCCAAUAAAGUGCAGCCCUCUUGUACAGUC
Poeciliopsis prolifica (blackstripe livebearer) is the source of this 11399-nucleotide messenger RNA. It is a transcript of the gene srcin1a, whose product is annotated as SRC kinase signaling inhibitor 1a. Gene Ontology annotation, biological process: regulation of dendritic spine morphogenesis. Bases 1606 to 5253 code for a protein of 1215 amino acids. Gene Ontology annotation, cellular component: cytoplasm; actin cytoskeleton; postsynaptic density. The record is from RefSeq and is a predicted model, not a curated record. NCBI's taxonomy places the organism in Eukaryota, Metazoa, Chordata, Actinopteri, Cyprinodontiformes, Poeciliidae. The transcript is spliced from 21 exons.